This is a messenger RNA of Acaromyces ingoldii, 519 nucleotides long. RefSeq lists its product as hypothetical. Lineage: Eukaryota; Fungi; Basidiomycota; Exobasidiomycetes; Exobasidiales; Cryptobasidiaceae. The transcript has 2 exons. The record is from RefSeq and is a predicted model, not a curated record. The coding region runs from base 113 to 484 and encodes 123 amino acids.
UUUUAGUAGAAAGAGUAUGUUUGAGACUAUAGACAGCACUGUCCGGCUGGCUUCUCUUGUAAAUUGAUAUCGCCUUCGGCUCACUGAGGUGUCGCGCCUCGAGGGAGACAAGAUGGUCCCUAUUUCCGGUACCCGCCUCAUUGCCCCCCCCCUCUCAACCUUCUUGCCGACCGGGACUUUCUCCUUGCUUCUUUAUGUCAAAAGGCUCUUUUCAGCACGAUUCUGCGCUCCCCUCCUCAGCAGUCACUACCAUGAGACGUCGCAAAAGCUCAAGGGCGUCAUCUUCGUUGGCGAUGACUUUCACCUGCCGCGGACAGCUUCGGAUUCACUUUGGGUUUGCUUUUUGCUCAACGAAGCCCGUCGGGCUUCAUCAGGAAUAGUGGCUUUGCAAGGAGGCAGUUUUGCCGCAGCACACCUGUCUUUGCGCCAUAUAUUACUCGCUCUAAUUUGGCUGUGCCUGCGCCAUACCUCACCAAGGAAGUAGAAAUUGUCGCAAGGAUGCAAGUGCUGAUCAAUGAA